Messenger RNA from Peronospora matthiolae, 684 nucleotides. NCBI's taxonomy places the organism in Eukaryota, Oomycota, Peronosporomycetes, Peronosporales, Peronosporaceae. The record is from the annotation of a GenBank genome assembly.
AUGAACUGGCAGACCGUCACCAAAAUGGGGCUCUGGCUGCCUGUAGGCGUAACCGUAAACGCGCUGGGAGUGAGUCUCGCAAGUGUCAAAGGCCGGUCCAUGCAGCCAGCCCUGAACGACGGACUGACCCAAGACGCCGUGCGGGACCGCGUCUUGCUCGACAAGUUCUCGGUGCAGAUGCGCCAUCGGUACCGGAGGGGCGACGUCGUUGUGCUGGCAUCGCCCGAGGCACCAGGAGAGUUCCUGAUCAAGCGCCUCGUGGGCGUCGAGGGAGAUUUGGUCACGGAUCGCAACGGACGGCGCUGGCUACUGCCUCCAGGCCGGUGCUGGGUCGAGGGCGACAAUCCGACGUUCAGCGACGACAGCAACGCGUUCGGUCCCGUGCCGCUUGCGCUCAUUGACGCGCGCGUCCUGGCCGUUGUGUGGCCAUGGAGCGAGGCGAAGGUCGUGCGUCGACGGCUGCGGUCAGGCCGCGUGGAUAAGGAAAGCUGUGGCGGUGCUCAUGUAGCGCUUCGGUCGGGACUGGUAAAGGGACACGAGGAUGGAAAAGGUCUCGACCAAAUGUCCAACAACGUCGAACAAGCACUGAACAACACUGCGCCUCUUCCCUUCGUGUCUGUGUCGAUGCCGAGCAGUCCUUUGUCGAUCCAGCCUCAAGGUCGCGUCCACAUCAAGUGGAUUUGA